Messenger RNA from Belonocnema kinseyi, 1108 nucleotides. RefSeq lists its product as uncharacterized. The record is from RefSeq and is a predicted model, not a curated record. The transcript is spliced from 4 exons. Bases 211 to 984 code for a protein of 257 amino acids. NCBI's taxonomy places the organism in Eukaryota, Metazoa, Arthropoda, Insecta, Hymenoptera, Cynipidae. Gene Ontology annotation, molecular function: sequence-specific DNA binding.
CUAGUCCCGUGUUUCCUAAGUCCAUGAGUCAUGUCAAGUGCCAGUCAAUGUCAGUUGUGAGCUGUCAACAAGUGUCGAAAAUAUAUAUGUCAAGAGGUGUGUCAAGAGUGAUAUUUGAGUAAACAGGUUCCAGUGUCAUGCUAAACGUCCUAAAGCGUAGUUAAACUCUUUUACUACCGACGAAUGUUGCAAUAAACCUGCUCCAUUUCCAUGAAGAACGUAACAAUGCCAGGAUGCAGUGUACCUAAUUGUCACAGAAGAGCAGACAAAGGUUACAGAAUGUUUGUCUUUCCAAAGAGACCUGAUAAAAGAAAACUAUGGGCUCGACUUUGCAAGAGAGAAGACAAGCCUCCAAAACAUGCCCGAAUUUGUGAGUACCACUUUGACGACAAUCAAUUUACAAUCGACUUCAGAGGCAAGAGAGGAAAAUUAAAACCAAACGCCAUUCCAACAGUUUACGAUGCUCCAUUAUCUGCGAGGAAUGUAACGAAUGGCAUUUUAGAUGAUAUACAACCAGAAUUUGUUGAUGUAUCUCAACAGGAUGACGAUUCACUUUGGAGAAAUGAUUUUAACGUCGAUAGUUUAUGCGUUGAGGAAAAUUUUGAUAUCGAGAGGAAAGGUUCGGAAUGUGGAGAAAAUGUUCAAUACUCAAGCGUGGAAGUGGAAGAAUUGUGCAUCGAACCUGAAAUUGUGGAGGGUAGUCUUAAAAGCAUAAUGAAAAAUGAAGAUACCUUAAUAUCGGAGAAUAAUAAUGUACAAAAUAUAAUAGAAAAAACCAAAGAUUUAGAAGAGCAGCUUAGAAAUAAAGACAAGGAACUUGUCAAAACACAAAGGCUUCUCUCGAAAAGUUUGAAACAAGUUGAAACAUUACAAGCGCUGAAUGAAAAGUUCCAGGCUCAGAUUUCAAAGUUAUCGGGUCGAAGUCAUUCUAAAAGUUAUCCAAGUCGUCGAGAAAGAAGGAAGCCUGCAAAAUUUCUUAACUGAUACCGCAAUACUUGCAAAACUAAACUGCAGGCAAUAUCUAUAAAUUUAUAUUUUUAUUAUAAUCUAUUUUUUAUAAGAAAAAAGUUUGCUAUUAUGCUAGAUAAUUUAUUUUCAGUAUUACACU